AGUGGAUGGAUUCUUGUUUGAAAUUCUAUCGGACUCACACAGGCGUGCGGGAGCUAGCAACAAUGUCAGAGGUAGAUGAGAGAAAAUCCACACAGUUGGAUUCCCUCGAGGCGAGGCUACGAGAACUCGAAAACAAAUACGCUGAUCUCGAGAAACGAUACAAAAGCAAUCCGACAAACGACAAGGGGAAAUACGCUCAAUCAGAGUCCGAUGACACAUCAACUAAUGAGGUAACUCAGCGAUUUCGCAUUCUAGUGAACAGAUACGAUUCGAGCUCAGGCGAGCGAAAAGACUUCGAGCCAAAGGAUUCGGACGCAGCUUCCAAGGACAAACAAUCGACCAAGUAUGCAUGGCAAUUGCGAAAAGUCAUCGAUCAAGACGAAGAGGAUUACAGCGAGAUUGAAAUAUUUGGCAAGCCUCUGCGCGACCUUCUGCAAAGACUUCUCCAUCACUACCCCUAUCACUUAUUCCUCGGGGAUAUUGUGAUACUUGUCUCGCCAUACGAGCCACUGGUGCACAAUUGGUGCCUACUCUACAAAGAGACCGCAAAGGAUGGAGGAGAUGAAAACGAGAAGAUCGCUCGAAACGACCUCAAGGAAAUGAUGGAGACAAUUCGGCAAGGAUCAGGAGAUCCAAAGCUGGAUGAAUACUUCAAGGUCCGAGAGUCUCUCAGGGCGAGUCGCAGCAUCACUUUCUCAAACCUGUGGACGAUUUUUCCUCCAGGUAUGCUUGUGUACGGUCGGCCGUUCAUGAAGCAACCCCAGGUCUUCAUUGUGAUGGAGAAUGAUUUGACGUGGCCAGUAUUCAAUCCCCGCUCACACACACAUAAGACUUGGGAACUAGGAUGUUUCACAUACGACUGGACAGGCCAGAGAUUCAAACGCCGUCUAAUCAAGCUAAGAAUUGACUCCUUUGAGGGCCAAAAGCCGAUCGCCACAUUGCCCAUCCAGCCAUGGGAAGGCAUGGAGAAAGCAAAUGAUAUCAAGAAGCAACUUCUGGAAAGGGGUCGCAUAUUCCGAAAAUACUGCACUCUUCCCAGCGAAAGACGGCUAUUCAAGUAUGCCGGAAAGGCGAUAGUCAACCGCAGUGGUAUCAGAGGUGUCGUUCCUGACAUGGACAGAGAUAUGGACGAUGACACGAUCAUUCGUCGCCGCAAUUAUCUACAUCGCUCCAUUUAUCCAAACGACACGUCAAACACAGAGCCAAAUUAUUCCACGAUUAACAGCGAUGUCAUGAUCGAUUUUGAGUCCUUUUACAAAUACGGGCCUCCCUUUUCCUCAAUCGGAAGCCUACAGGUAGACGACGAAAAAGGAGAGUGCGACUGCUUUGAUUGCCAUAAGAAUCAAGCCCUGCAAGACAACUAUCGAACACGCUACGACGAGAAGACUGGCGAUGAGUGCGAGGAAUGGGAGGAUCUCCAGUUCAUGCUAUGUGCCCCUCGAGUCCUCGGCUACGUCUUGCGCGACAAGACUUGGGCCCAACUAGAUGUAAACCUGGUCAACCCGAUUGCCACGGGGGGAGCCGACGACGCCUUUAUGAACAAGCUCAAACUGGCCGGCCCAGAAAACGGCAGAAAUACAAAGGAGUUGCUCAUGGGACUGGUGAAGAACCAUGGAAUCAGUGAGUCUUCGAAUUGGAGUCAUGGGUAUCAACUGGAUGAUAUUGUCGCCGAUAAAGGGAAAGGGCUGAUUAUACUGCUUUAUGGGCCACCUGGCGUCGGUAAAACUUCUACAGCUCAAACUAUUGCAAUCGCCGCUGGAAAGCCCCUCUUUUCCAUUGGCGUAGCCGAUGUUGGAACGUCGGCCAAGUUGGUUGAAUCGAAUCUUGAGAAAAUAUUCGACCUCGCAACGAGCUGGAAAGCUGUCCUCCUCAUCGACGAAGCGGACGUCUUCCUACAGAGCCGUGCAAGGGGCGAACUUGGACCGACUACAGAGAGAAAUGCACUCGUUUCAGUAUUCCUACGGGUCCUAGAGUACUACCAGGGCAUCAUGAUCUUAACAACGAACCAGAUUUCGCAAUUUGAUGUCGCCGUGCAGUCGAGAAUCCAUAUCGCCAUUCGCUACGAAAAGCUGAAAGAAUAUCAGACGUGGGCCAUAUUCAAAAGCUUCAUGGAGCAAUACGAAGCGAGGGGCCUCGUAGAUCAAUUGGACACCAGGAUGAUUGAAAGAUGGGCGAAAGGGGAGUUACCGAAGAAAAACUUCGAUGGCCGUCAGAUACGCAACAUCGUCACGUCGGCUAUGGGCAUUGCCCGCUCGGCAGAACGCAAGAUGAACCACGAUGAUCUCCUCAACGUGGUAGGCAUUAUGGAGACUUUCAAGUCAGAUCUCGCCUACCAGAUGAUGCAGUACGAAGAUUCCCAGAAAAGUCGUUUUGGUUGAGGUUUCGUCUUACGAGGCUUAAGCCAGUUACGGCGGAAAAUUGCAGCAGAUUCUUUUGUCGGACAGCACCAACCUGCAGUGGACUUACGACGGAGGUUGUUGGACUUUCACGGGCAUCAGUUUGUGAGACUAUAUCGUCACCUAAUGUACGUUACGGACCGAUUGGGCCACUACUCGUCGUACCACACCAGUUUCAGCCCGAGCGCAGGCAUCAUUCACUUUUCUAUGCUUAAAGCCUUCAGUCGUUUGUACUUGGGGAGAUCACAGACGCAUUCAACGACACGCAUUCAACGACAUGCGUUUUUAUGGCGUGCGUUAGUCCGAUAUGUUUCCACACGCGAAUCUGAACGUCUUGCACCAG
Pseudomassariella vexata is the source of this 2739-nucleotide messenger RNA. Its product is annotated as AAA family ATPase. Bases 6 to 2378 code for a protein of 790 amino acids. The transcript is spliced from 10 exons. Lineage: Eukaryota; Fungi; Ascomycota; Sordariomycetes; Amphisphaeriales; Pseudomassariaceae. Gene Ontology annotation, molecular function: ATP binding; ATP hydrolysis activity. The record is from RefSeq and is a predicted model, not a curated record.